CCAAUAGUAAGAUAGAAGUUACCUCUCUCUUUCCAAAUCCCAACUAUCUCUCCCUUCAAUCUCCGACGAGGCAGGACCAACGACCAAUCCCGACAUUGUUUGACUCCUUAACCCCCAGAUUCAUUCACCAGCUUUGAUUUCUUUCGUUCUCUCUCUUUCGUCUUCUUGGAUCUCGCAUUAUCUGCAAGUUCAUCUCCUUCGAUUUCUAUAUCAGAUCUGGGGGAAUGGAAAGCAGUUACUCUGCCAUCUCCAAAAACUCUUACCUCGAGUUACAGAAACAGACUCACAAUGCGAAACCCACAUCCAAGUUACUUCCUUCCGAUGACGAAACCUUCGUCCACGAUGAAGAAAGCUUCGUCGAUGAUCUAGACUUGGAUGUCUCUAAUUACCCCCUCGUCAAUGGAUCCAAAUCGAGUCAAGGUGGAUCUGGGAUCUACGGCGCCGUUUUCAACCUCACCACAUCCAUCAUCGGCGCCGGGAUCAUGGCAUUGCCGGCGACCAUGAAAGUCCUCGGCUUGGUUCUAGGCUUCGUUUUAAUCAUCCUCAUGGGAAUUUUAUCCGAGAUCAGCGUCGAGCUUCUGGUUCGAUUCUCAGUUCUCUACAAGUCCAGAUCCUACGGCGAGGUAGUCCAAUCCGCUUUAGGGAAAACCGCUAGGGUUUUGUCUGAGAUUUGCAUCAUCGUCAACAACGGUGGCGUUCUCGUUGUCUACCUCAUCAUAAUGGGUGACGUCAUCUCCGGUUCUCUCCACCACGUCGGUGUUUUGGAUCAGUGGUUAGGUAACGGGUUCUGGGACCACCGUAAAGUUUUGAUCUUGAUUGUUAUGGUCGUCUUCUUGGCUCCUCUCUGUGCGUUGAACAAAAUCGAUUCCUUGAGCGUGACUUCAGCUGCUUCCGUUGCUCUUGCUGUUGUGUUCGUUGUUGUCUGUUUCGCUGUCGCGGCGAUUAAGCUUGUAGAAGGAACUAUUGAUACUCCGAGGAUGAGUCCUGAUUUUGGUUCCAAGAAGGCGAUCUUGGAUCUUCUCGUGGUGAUUCCGAUCAUGUCAAACGCUUACGUUUGUCAUUUCAAUGUGCAGCCGAUCUAUAACGAGCUUGAAGGUAGAUCGCCUCAUAAGAUGAACAGCGUUGGGAGAAUCACUACAGCUAUUUGUGUUGUUGUCUAUGCUUCAACCGCUGUAUCCGGUUAUCUUCUCUUUGGUCAGGACACUGAAUCAGAUAUCUUGACCAACUUUGAUCAAGAUCUAGGCAUCCGUUUCAGCUCUGCGGUUAACUACAUUGUCAGGAUAGGAUACAUUCUUCAUCUAGUCCUCGUCUUCCCCGUGGUCCAUUUUUCAUUGAGAGAAACCGUCAACACUUUACUGUUUGAAGGAUCUCCUCCUCUAUCGGAAACCAAGAAGAAAUCUUUGGCGCUCACAGCUGUCUUGCUGGCUCUUAUAUACGUCGGCUCGACCAUGAUCCCGAAUAUAUGGACUGCAUUCAAAUUCACUGGGGCAACAUCAGCGGUUUCACUUGGUUUCACGUUCCCUGCUUUGAUCGCAUUGCGGUUAGGGAAACAGAGCAAUGCUUUAAGCCUGGUGGAGAGAUCUGUGUCGUGGUUGAUGCUGAUCUUGGCGGUGGUGGUUAGUGUUGUGGGAACCCUUGGCAACAUUUACAGUCUCAGAAGCAAAUCAGAUUGAUAGAUUACACCAAUCAGAGAUUCAGUUUUAUGACUGCUACAUGCACCUUUAGAGGAUCUUGAUCAAUGGCUUCUCUGUUCAGGCUAAGCCUAAAGAUUCCCCGGUUUGUGAAUUGGUUUAAUCAUUACCCGUCGCUUCUAUGUAUACAGACCAGAUUCUUGUAAUAUUAUUAUUAUUAUUUAUAUACGCAAUUUUGCUGACAUUAUUGAUAAAUAUCUCUUUCAGAAUAAAAUGAGUCUUGAGAGGUUCAAAA
This is a messenger RNA of Brassica oleracea var. oleracea, 1926 nucleotides long. RefSeq names its product sodium-coupled neutral amino acid transporter 4-like. NCBI's taxonomy places the organism in Eukaryota, Viridiplantae, Streptophyta, Magnoliopsida, Brassicales, Brassicaceae. Gene Ontology annotation, molecular function: amino acid transmembrane transporter activity. The record is from RefSeq and is a predicted model, not a curated record. Gene Ontology annotation, biological process: amino acid transmembrane transport. The coding region runs from base 225 to 1673 and encodes 482 amino acids. The transcript has a single exon.